CGUAACGUGACGAAGGAAUUUUUUUUAUAUUAUCAGCACAGACGAUUCGUAUAAAAAGAAGUCUCGCAAAAUUAUCUACUUCAGUGUGUUUGACCACGGCUCUCAAUUUUUACGGAAUAAAUAAUAUUGGCGCAAUGUCGUGCUUUGGAUAAUCUGUGAUCUUUGAUCUUAAAAUAUCAAUUAUCAAAUUAAAUUCAAGAGUUAUUGAAAUGGGUUUAAGUGUUUACAAACAGAGUGAAAAGUUUUUGUAAAUUUGAGUGAAUAAAAUAGAUUAACUUAUUAAUUUUGUAAGGACAAAUAAAAUUUCAUCGCAUUUUUCUCUCCUUAUCUUCUUCGCAUUAUUGAGCUAUAUACUUUACUCAAAGAUAAGAAGCUUAAAGUAGAAAAAGGACAAUGGAAGACUUCUGCGGAGGUCCUCUUUGGGAUGACGAUCUCACGUGGGCAUCGGAAAAUCCAGAUUUUACGCCAUGUUUUCACAAAACCAUCAUGGUGUGGGUUCCAUGUGCGUUCUUUAUCUUAUUCGUACCUCUGGAGCUAUAUUUCAUUGCGAGUAGCAAAAAUGGCCGAAUUCCGUGGGGUUUUCUGAACAUAUCGAAAGGAAUUGGAACAUUCCUGCUCUUCACUCUGGCUACGGCGGACCUAGCCGUGGGAGCUGAUCUAUGGAUUGCAGACACUCCUGGAGUAUACCCAGUUCAUAUUGUAACGCCGGUCAUCCUAAUGGUCACUUUCAUCCUUUCUUUGACACUCUUGCUGCUUCACAAGAAGAGAGGAAUCCGAUCAUCCGGCCUUAUGUUCCUUUUCUGGUUCUUCAUUUUCUUCCUUGCAAUCUUCCGCUUCCGUUCUCAGCUCAUGAAUUUCGAUUCAGAUGCGGAAACAGUGGAGGAACAAAUUGACUUCCACACCUACCAAUAUGCAAGUGUAAUCACGCACUUCUGCCUCUGCAUCAUCAUGUUACUGCUCAACUGCUUCUCCGAUUUGCCACCAGAAGAUCGAGUCAAAGUUGGAAAACCUAGUCCUGAAAAUUCAGCCAGUUUCCUGAGAAAACUCUUCUUCCAAUGGUUCGAUCCAAUGACCUGGAAAGGCUACAGAAAGCCACUGGAAGUGAGUGAUAUGUGGGAUUUAAAUGAGGAAGAUCAGACCCGUACCUUGGUUCCACCUUUCGACAAGUACUGGUACGAUAGUGUACGGAAAAACCAAUCAAAAGAAGAUGCAAAAGCUAAUGCUAAGAAGAACACACAAAAUGGAUACAGCAAUGGGUCUGCUUUUACACCAUCAAGUAAAAAUAAGGCUCAUGGUAAAACUAAUGGAUCAAUUCUUCCUGCUAUGGUGAAGGCUUUUGGAGGACCUUUCUGGCUUGCGGGUAUCCUGAAACUCCUGGUUGAUCUUUUAGGAUUUGCUUCCCCUCAAAUAUUGGGACUCUUGAUCCGUUUUACCAGCGACUUGGAACAACCAUUAUGGCGUGGUUUAUUCUAUGCUUUCUUGAUGUUUGCUGUAGCAGUGCUUACAUUGUUCCUCAAUGGGCAAUAUUUUCACAUGACUUAUGUCGUUGGAUUUAGGAUACGUAGUGCCCUUAUAUCUGCCAUAUAUCGCAAAGCAAUGAAAGUGUCUAGUUUGGCUAAAAAAGACACAACAGUUGGUGAAAUUGUCAACCUUAUGGCAGUAGACGCUCACAGAUUUUUUGAGUUAGUUCCCUAUCUACAUUUCAUAUGGUCUGGACCACUUGUUAUGGGCAUAGCACUAUAUUUCUUGUAUGACCUCCUGGGAGCAGCCAUUUUUGCAGGCUUGGGUGUUAUGAUCCUCAUGGUACCUUUCAAUGGUUGGAUUGCAGUAAAAUUAAGAGAUCUUCAAGUAGAACAAAUGACUAUAAAAGAUCAACGUGUAAAGACAAUGAACGAAAUUUUAGGAGGAAUGAAAGUCCUAAAACUUUAUGCAUGGGAACCAAGUUUUGAGACCAACGUAAAGGAUAUUCGUGAAAAAGAAAUGAAAGUUCUCCUCAAGAUGGCAUAUUAUAGUGCCGCGAAUUUCUUUGGUUGGACUCUAACACCGUUUCUCGUAUCAUUGGCUUGCUUCACGACUUAUGUGUUAAUGGAGGAAGGAAAUGAUCUAACUGCAACAACGGCAUUCAUGUCACUUGCUCUUCUCAAUAUCUUGAAUGAGCCAAUGAUGAUGUUCCCUAUAAUAAUAACAUAUGCUAUGCAGGCUUUAGUAUCUGUAGAUCGUGUCAACAAGUUUAUGAACAACGAAGAACUCGAUCCUGAUAAUGUUACUCAUCAUCCCCAUAAGAGUGCUCUUGUCGUAGAGAAUGGUAUAUUCACUUGGGGUGACGAUGAGGCAACGCUCAAGAAUAUUAAUUUGGAAAUUCCAAAAGGAGCUCUGACUGCUGUUGUUGGUCCUGUUGGCUGUGGAAAGAGUUCUUUGGCCAGUGCUCUACUUGGAGAAAUGGAGAAGAAACAGGGCAAUGUGAAUACGGUUGGAUCCAUUGCCUAUGUUCCACAGCAAGCCUGGAUCCAAAACGCUACACUUCAGGAUAACAUCCUCUUCGGACUGAAGAUGGAUCGUCAACAUUAUGACAAAGUGCUCGAGGCCUGUGCCCUAAAAUCUGAUAUUGAAAUGCUUCCUGGAGGUGAUCAAACUGAGAUUGGAGAAAAGGGAAUAAAUCUCUCAGGUGGACAGAAACAGAGAGUAUCACUGGCAAGAGCAGUCUACAGCAAUGCAGACAUUUAUUUGUUGGAUGAUCCUCUCAGUGCUGUUGAUGCUCAUGUAGGAAAACACAUCUUCGACAACGUCAUCGGGCCUAAAGGACUUUUAGCAGGAAAGACGAGACUUUUGGUUACGCAUGGUAUCUCCUACCUGCCACAUAUGGAUGAAAUUUUGGUCAUUAGUGGAGGUGAGAUCACCGAAAGUGGUCAUUACAAGGAGCUUCUAGCUCAGCGAGGAGCUUUCUCAGAAUUCCUCGUUCAAUAUCUUCAAGAAAUGGAGGAAGAUGAAGAUUUGGAAGAGAUUAAAGAUAUUUUGUCUCACAAACCAGAAGGUCGUCAAUUGCUAGAAAGAGCUCUUUCUGUUAGAUCCACGUCUUCAAAGGGAUCAAAGAAGGGAUCAAUGAGGAAGAGAACUAGCAAAUUGGAAAAUGAUGGAAUAGUUUUGCCGAAAGAAGGUACAAUCUUGAUUGAAAAGGAAGAGUCGGCUACAGGAAAAGUGAGCUGGGCAAUCUAUAUAAAAUACAUCAAGGGCGUUGGUUUAUGGAUGACAUUUUGGGCUCUUGUCAUGAAUCUUCUUAACCAAGGAUUUUCAGCCGGUGCCAAUCUGUGGUUAACACGUUGGGCUGAAGAUGAAGAAGCUCACAUUCCAGCCAACAGAGAUUUAUAUUUGGGUGUCUAUGGUGCUCUCGGUGGUGGUCAAGCCAUCACUCUCUUCUUAAGCACCAUUAUCCUUGCAAUCGGUUGCCUUAAUGCCGCUAAACUUCUCCAUCACAAGCUUCUUCACCAAACACUGCGACUUCCAAUGUCUUUCUUCGACACGACUCCCCUGGGAAGAAUCAUGAAUAGAUUUUCAAAGGAUGUAGAUAUUGCAGAUAAUAUUCUACCUAUGUCUUUAAGGUCUUGGAUCCUCAUGGCCUUUUCCGUUGUUUUUAUCUUUGUUGUUAUUAGUAUAACAACACCUAUCUUCAUGAGUGUGAUCAUUCCAAUCGGAAUAUUUUACUACUUCAUACAAACAUUCUUCGUAGCAACAUCAAGACAACUCGAGAGGAUUGAAUCAGUAACAAGAUCACCAAUUUACUCCCACUUCAGUGAAAGCCUUACUGGGCAAUCAAGUAUUAGAGCAUAUCAAAAGCAAGAUGGAUUUACGAAGCAAAAUGAAGAAAAGAUCGAUUUUAACCAGAUGUGUGCAUAUCCAAAUAUUAUUGCUAAUCGAUGGUUAGGAGUAAGAUUGGAGAUUGUUGGUAGCUUGGUCAUCUUUUUUGCUUGCUUAUUUGCUGUUCUUGGACGUGAGGACAUUGAUCCAUCCCUCGUAGGUUUAUCCGUAACAUACGCUUUGCAAACCACAGGAAUCCUUAAUUUUAUGGUAAGCGUAAGCGCUGAAGUAGAAUCCAACAUCGUGGCCAUCGAGAGAAUGGAAGAAUAUUCUAAUAUUACAAAAGAAGCUGAAUGGGAGAAGGGAGAACGCGAUCCUCUCUGGCCAAAGGAAGGAAGAGUGGAGUUUGAUAACUUUCAAGUGAGAUACCGUGAAGGAUUGGAUUUGGUACUCAAAGGAAUCACCUUUUCUGUGAAGAGUUGCGAAAAGGUUGGGAUCGUCGGAAGAACAGGAGCUGGAAAGUCUAGUUUGACUCUCGCUCUCUUCAGAAUCAUUGAAGCUGCUGGAGGAAAGAUUACCAUCGAUGACAAAAAUAUUGGAGAACUCGGUCUUCACAAUCUCCGAUCUCGUCUCACAAUUAUUCCUCAAGAUCCAGUUCUUUUCUCUGGUUCACUUCGCAUGAACCUUGAUCCUUUCAAUUCGUACACCGACGGUGAGAUUUGGCGGGUCCUAGAACUCUCUCAUCUGAAGCACUUCGUAAAGGGACUACAAGCUGGACUUCAGCAUGAAAUUGCCGAAGGAGGUGAUAAUUUAUCCGUUGGACAGCGUCAGUUAAUCUGCUUGGCCAGAGCACUGCUGCGUAAGACGAAAGUUCUGGUUCUUGACGAAGCUACUGCCGCAGUUGAUCUGGAGACGGAUGAUCUGAUCCAGAAAACAAUCCGAUCCGAAUUCUCUGAUUGCACCAUCCUGACAAUCGCUCACAGAUUGAACACCAUCAUGGAUUCGGAUAAGGUCAUUGUGCUCGACAAGGGUCAGAUAGCAGAGUUCGACAGUCCUACAAAUCUACUCAAAAAUCCCAAUUCAAUCUUCUACAGUAUGGCUAAAAAUGCAGGAGUUUCUAAUAGCACUACGAGCAGUUAAUUUGGUUUUUGGCUCUUGGAGGAAUAUUUCACAAAAAGAAAUCGGAUCAAUUUGAAAAGACCUGCGAGAAUUAUCGGGUUAUCAGUUGAUUCGUCACUUUAAACAACCAAAAAUGGACACUGUAGGGAAGAACUUCGAAAACUUAAUUUCACAUUUUGAGUUUUCCUUAAUAGUUUUUCUUUUAUUAUUUUCUUAAGAAUUUUUCCAAUAGUUGAGUUGUAUUGAAAUUGGUUAACAUCGGGAAUGUAAAAAUGGAAAUCAUUCUUACUGAUGUCUGGUCUAUUAUUUAGGUUGUUUUGAAGUUUUUAUGAGAAUUUUAUGAAAAUAAAUGAUUUAAAUGGUAAAA
Molecule: messenger RNA, 5278 nt
Organism: Lutzomyia longipalpis
Lineage: Eukaryota; Metazoa; Arthropoda; Insecta; Diptera; Psychodidae
Product: multidrug resistance-associated protein 1-like
Exons: 7
Coding region: 394-4932 (1512 amino acids)
Biological process (GO): transmembrane transport
Cellular component (GO): membrane
Molecular function (GO): ATP binding; ABC-type transporter activity; ATP hydrolysis activity
Source: RefSeq, a predicted model, not a curated record